Molecule: messenger RNA, 2410 nt
Organism: Ornithodoros turicata
Lineage: Eukaryota; Metazoa; Arthropoda; Arachnida; Ixodida; Argasidae
Product: neprilysin-1-like
Exons: 2
Coding region: 134-2242 (702 amino acids)
Biological process (GO): protein processing
Cellular component (GO): plasma membrane
Molecular function (GO): metalloendopeptidase activity
Source: RefSeq, a predicted model, not a curated record
AUAUAUCAGCUUCGUGGCCCACUCCCAGUGGUCUAUGCGCCACCUUUGAGAAGUACAAAAAGAAGGAACCAUAUCCAAUACCACAGCCCAGUGUCACGGGGCACGGUGUCAUUGGAACCGUCCGACAGCGUUCAUGAAGCGCGAAAGAAUAUUGCUGUCACCAGGCAGACCACUGGACCAUUUGGGGAGGAAACCCUCUUGCACGGGAGCUAUGCUGUCACCACCAUUUUCCACGGACGAGAGACAUACAGGCGCGCUGAAGUGGAAACUUGCCUCCAUAGCAACUCCCACGGUAUUUGCCUUGUUACUCCUCGCUGCUAUCACCGUCGCCAUGUCUCGAUCCUCUAGUCGCAAGAAAAGAGAAUACCACCUCUGCGACACGAAAGGAUGUAAGGAAUUUGCUAGGAUGCUUACGAACAGCCUGAGCACGAAACAGAACCCGUGCAAUAACUUUUACAAGUACGUUUGCGACGGCUGGCUUCGAGAACAGUCCGAGUCCGUUUAUGAGCGGCACAUCAAUUACUUCCUCGACCUUUUGGCAUACACACUUUCCAUCUCCGUUCCACAGCGUGGGCAGACUGCAGGUGAUAAAGCAGCUCGGUUCUUCCAGACCUGCAGAAAGGUGUCCACAUCACCGAGGGGAGAAUUGAUAGAGUUUCGGAAGAUCCUGGAAGGGUGCAGCGUUUACUGGCCGAAGGUAGUAGACGAGGCAGACGUUCUCAAAUCUUUGGUGUGUCUCACCAAACGACUAAUGCUGGAAAAUUUACUUACGAUUAGGAAGAUCUUUCAGGACGGAAGCCCAGCCAUAUAUAUAUCUUCAGGGCAAGCUUUGACAACUUUCUACAAGAGGUCGACAGUCAUUCAGUCACUUAAGAAAUAUCGACAGUACUACGAAAGUUUACAGAACGCUGCACGAGCUCCGGGAACGGAAGACAAGCAUCUCCUAGACUACACUCAGUUUGUUUCUUAUGAAUCCAGGAUAUUCCAGAGCCUAAUGACCUUCGCUACACACGCCAACACAGAGGUUCGAACAGAUGUUGCGACUCUAGCGAAAUUAACCCCGGAAAUUUCAAGCGGUCGUUGGUCCUCUCUGUUUAAACUCGAACUCGAUGUUAGUGAAAAUACGACCGUCAUAAUGAAUGAAGAAGACUCCAACUACAUGCGAGCCUUCAGCAAUCUCACUACGACCGUCGGUGAGGAGUAUCUUCAUCACGAGGUGGGAUGGAUCGCAUUUCAAGUAUUAUCGCCCUUUAUAAGUAAAGACCUCCUAGAAAUCUACUCCGGCGUAAGACAUACCGACUCUUUGACCCCAGAUCUUGAUUUGCAAAGCACGACGAAUUGUCUUACUCUUACUGAGUACUUCAUGGGAUGGGCGACGUAUACAAAACUGCUGGGACGCGAAGAUGCACGCACAAUAUGGCAGGACAUCAACCACAUAGUGGACGACGUUGGCGCCGCUACAUUUAGGAGAAUCAACAGCAGCGAUAUGGCGAAUGGCUACACUUACGAAGGAUCUGAGCUGUGGAAAUUAUUGAACCGCAUGCUAAGGAGCGAAGUGUUAUUCGCGAGACCACUGCUUUUGGAAAAUACGUUGUCGGACCUCAAAUACAUGGGACCUGUACUCUCGGAAAAUUGGCUCAGAGUCGUCAAUGCCUCUGCAUGGAUGAACAAUGCAACAAUAGCUGAUAUAGUGCGUACAAGCUUUAUUUCCCACAUCGUUUGGAACGACCAGCUGACGUAUGAUUUCUAUAAUGUUCAGCGCGGUGAAUACCUGUUCCCGCCGUACGCGUUGGUUCUGCCUUUAUACGCGCACAGCGUGACGCAGGCCGUGAAAUACGCAGCCCUCGGAUCGAUCGUUGGUGCGGCAGCUCUUCACUUGGCGAACUAUUCUUCUCUGAACAGGGACGCCGUGUCUUGUGUAAACGGAACGCUAAAGGGUGAGCAAGACGAAUGGCAUCUGUGGACAAUUGCAGCUUCAGUGCGCGUCGCUUGGGACGCGUUUCACGCAGCUAAUGAACGACGCCGGGACUCCAGGCUUGAAGGCUUGUCACAGUACAGCCCGGAGGAAAUAUUUUUCAUGUCCACGUGCUAUAUCCAUUGUGGCCAGCCUGAACAACCCGGAUCGGACAGCAGAUGCAAUGAGCCUUUAAAGCACAACCCAGACUUCUCCAAAGUGUUUGACUGUCGUGUAGGAAGCCUCAUGAACCCUGCGAAAAAGUGCCCGUUGUUCCUGGACGAAUAGCAUGUCCGACACAACAAUAGUUUGCAAUCUGUUUUCAGCUAAAAAAUUGUUCAAGCUGCUCAUCACUGGAAUACACUGAUUUCGUUAACUGAUGCUGGUGUUUCUGGUUGUCUGACAUGCUCCCUUAUCGUGAAUAGAACUUCGCAACGAAAAUACGCUCGAAGAAAC